This is a messenger RNA of Rubroshorea leprosula, 1235 nucleotides long. The record is from the annotation of a GenBank genome assembly. Lineage: Eukaryota; Viridiplantae; Streptophyta; Magnoliopsida; Malvales; Dipterocarpaceae.
AAAAGACUUUAUCAUCCAUUAAUAAUUCCCUGCUUCAGCCGAAAUGCAACUAUUAUGAAUCUUUAAUUCCCGUGUUGAAAUUUCUUAAGGAAGGACUUUAGAAUCUGUUGAAAUUGAAAACUAUUAUCAUCCAAGGGCUGCAAAAAAAAACCAGAAAAAAAAAAAAAAGUCAAAAAAUGUGGAUAGAAAGGAAUUUUCAAAUUCGUGCUGGUGAAGACGUCAGUCAAUGAAUGCCAAAAAUGACGCACCCAAAUAAAAUUUAAUUAAUUUCCCCAAAAUCUAAAAACUAGGCCAAAGCAUGGGGCCAACAGAGGCCAUUGAUGCAAAGACGGCAAGGUUGCAUAUUUUCUCCGAUUCCCAUAUCCCGGAUUAUCCGCGCAACAAUCCAGAUUUUCAUGGGGGCAAUCUCGAUGAUGAAUUAAGACUUCAAAGUCCCGGAUGAAGAUGGGUAUAUGUUUUAUUGGCUGUUCUUUAUCUUGGGUUUUUGGUUUUUCUUAUGCCUAUGUGUUGGGUACUCGAAAUGGGUGUUUGAUUGGGUUUGUUUUGGUUAUUAAUCUAUGAUGAGAAAAGGUAGUUUUUGGAGGAACCCAGUUGGGCAUUUCAUUGAAAACGGCAAAGUUCAUAGAAAUUAGGACAUGGGGUUUGUUUUUUCUGAGUUCAUCUGUCUCAUUUUCUGGUUGGUUUGAUGGAUCUUGCAAGCUUUGCGUUUUCAAGUUGUAAUUUUUGGGGGGCAAAAUCAUAUUGAAAGUGGUAUUGGGAAAAGUUCUUGUCUUUUGCACUAUUAUUGUCUGAUAUUUUGAUUGCUUUAGUGAGUGUUUGUUAUGCAUAAAUAUAUGAUGGUUCCUUUUUGUUCUACACAGCUGCAUGUUUUGUGAUUGAAUCUGAUAAGUGGUACUCUUGCUGGCUUCUUUUUUUUUUUUUUUAAUUCUCUUGAAUGUCAAUGCCAAAUCUUUUACAGGAAAUUGUUCCUAUUCUCUGUUCUUUUGCUUUCUUCUUGUUUGUUUCUCAAAGGUGUCGUAAGGGAGGCAGUUGAUUAUAGUUCCUGCUUUAACAACACUUUCACUUUUUCGUGUUGAGAUUCAAAACUAUCAUUCAUUGAUAGUCUGUUUUGAAAUCUUUCGUGCUCAAUCUUUAUCCUUCAUCUGCUCAGCCUCAAAAUCAUUUCUCAUAAUCUAUUUUCUUUGAAAAGGUGGAAAAGUAAGCUUAAAAUGCAAAUAUAAAUUUACCUAGCCCUU